AUGGCAUAUGAACAAGUUCAAGAAGCCUCCAAGUUCAGGUCAAGAUGUAUUUAUGAUGUUUUCUUGAGUUUUAGGGGUGAAGACACUCGCAAGACUUUCACUAACCAGCUCUAUGAGGCUUUGGUUGAUGUGGGUCUUCGUACUUUUAAGGAUGACAAUGAGGUUGAAAGUGGAGAGAACAUUAACUCUGAACUGGAUAAAGCUAUCCAUCAGUCAAAGGGAUCAGUCAUUGUUUUGUCGAAAAACUAUGCAUCUUCCAGCUGGUGCCUUGAUGAGCUUGUGAUGAUCCUGGAGAGCAAGAAGAACAGAGGACAUGUCAUUCUUCCUGUUUUUUACAAUGUUAAUCCGUCUGAUGUUGGAAAUACAUUGGGGAGCUUUGCUAUAGCAUUUGCUCGACAUGAAAACCGAUUAAUGGAAAAUUCUGAAGAUAAUCAAGCAUGGGCUAAGAGGAUCGAAGGGUGGAGGAAAGCACUCAAAGAAGUUGCUAGUCUUGGGGGGAUGACUUUACAGGGCCAAAAUGAAAGGAAAGAGUCAACAUUUAUUGAGAAAGUCAUCAGAGUAAUUGAAGAGAAAAUAAAUCGUUCAGUUAUAGGCAUUGCAUCCUAUCUCACUGGAAUAGAUUCUCGGGCUAAAGACCUUAAUCUGUGGUUGAAUAAUAGGACUGAUACAGUUAGCGUAGCUGGAGUUUGUGGGAUGGGCGGAAUAGGAAAAACCACAAUUGCCAAGUAUGUCUUCAACAUAAACUACGCGGAUUUUGAAGGAAGCAGUUUUCUUGAGAACAUAAGACAAUAUUCUGAAUAUGCAGAUGGACUAAUACAUUUACAGAAACAAUUUCUUGCUGAUAUUCUGAAUGGACAGAAGAAGGAAAUUCAGAACGUUCAUGAAGGGAUCUAUCAUAUCAAAGUAGCUGUGUAUGGGAAAAGAAUUUUGGUCAUUCUAGAUGACAUUGAUAGACUAGAGCAAUUGAAUGCUGUCCUAGGGAUGCGAGAUUGUUUUCACCCUGGGAGUAGAAUAAUCAUAACUACUAGGCAUUGGGAGUUGUUAAGAGCUUACGAAAUUGACAAGGUCCACUUUGUAGAAAAGUUGAGCAAAGAAGAAUCAUUUCAGCUAUUCAGUUGGCAUGCCUUUGGAGAAAACCAGCAAACUGAAAAUUACCAACAGCUUUCAGAAAGAGUGAUAAAACACUGUGAAGGACUUCCCCUAGCUCUUCAACUCUUGGGGUCUUCUCUGUCUGGAAAAUCUGAAAGAGUAUGGGAAAGUGCACUCAAUAAAUUGGAAGCAAUCCCUAAUAGUCAAGUGGCUUUAAAGCUAAAAAUAAGCUAUGAUUCAUUGCAAGAUGAUCAUGACAGAAACGUAUUCCUAGAUAUUGCUUGUUUCUUUGUUGGAAAGAAUGUAAACAUUGUGGCUACAAUUCUUGAAGGUUGUGGUUAUUAUGAAAUAGUUGGUAUCCAGAAUCUAAUCGACAGGUUUCUCCUAACCGUUAAUCAAAAUGAGAAAGUUGUGAUGCAUCAGUCUGUCAUAGAUAUGGGGAGAGAAAUUGUGAGGCAAGAAUCAACGAGGAAUGCUGGAAAACGUUCUAGAUUGUGGUACUACAAGGAUUGCAUCAAAGUCUUGGAAGAAAAGACUGCCACAGAUACUAUACAAGGAUUAAGCCUCUCUGUUUCUAUGAAGAAAGGUAAACCACCUAUGAUAAUUUCUGGCAAGAAUAUUGCAACAGAGUACCUUUUGGAGUAUGCUGAUAUUAUUCGAAAAGCAAAGUUGGCAUCUGAAGCAAAUUCAGUAAAGAGGCAGACCCAUAGCAGUUUCUUCCCUUGGCCUCCCCAAAACUCUGUAGGAUCAACUCAAAUAGUGCUGCAACCAAAAAGACAAGAGUUUGAUAUGGAUGCAUUUUCAAGAAUGCAUGGACUAAGACUGCUGCAACUUGAUAGAACAUUGCUCAGGGGAAGUUACAAGGAAUUCCCCAGAAAGCUAAGAUGGCUAUGCUGGCGCAAUUUUCCAUACAAACAGAUACCAGAUGAUCUUUCACUGGAGAGCCUGGUUGUUCUACAGAUGCGCUAUAGCCAACUGAAGCACAUUUGGAGUGGAACCAGGUUCCUAAGACGACUGAGAAUCCUUGAUCUGAGUAAUUCAAGUUACCUCUCUAGAAGUCCCAACUUUACAGAGCUUCCUAAUCUUGAGAGGUUAUUUCUCAAGUAUUGCACAAGGCUGAUAGAGAUUGAUGAAUCAAUCGGGCAAUUGAAUAAUUUGUUUCUGUUGAACCUAACCGGCUGUGAAAACCUCAGGGGACUUCCAACUAGUGUAGGUGAUCUAAAGUCGCUAGAAAGGCUUUUCUUAUCUGGCUGCUCCAAACUUGACUGGUCAUCUGUACCUUGGAGAAAUAUGCAAUCUCUGAAGCAACUCUAUGCAGAUAGGACUGCAAAAGGUGAAGCACCUUCGCCCACGGGUGUGGCUAACAUAUUGGGGUCAGUCUUUUGCUCACUUUUGCCGAAACCAAGAGAUGAUUCAACUUCUAUCAGUUUCUCACUGGCUUUACUGCCACGGUCAUUGCAAAUUUUAGAUCUUGCUGAUUGCAAAAUAACAGAUGAUAUUAUUCCAAAUGAUCUUGGCCAUCUCUGUAUGCUGGAAGAAUUGAUUCUUAACAAAAAUCCAAUAACUACCCUACCAAAGGGCAUCAAAAAUCUUGCUCACCUUCGAUCACUUCAGAUGGCACAAUGUGAAAAGCUUCAGUUUCUUCCAGAGCUUCCAGAGACUUUAAAUUCCUUGAGUGUCCACGAAUGCAGAUCCUUAGAAGUGAUAACAAAUUUACCAAACUUGUUGACAUCCUUAGAUUUUCUUGGAUUUUACUGUGGAAAACUAAAAGAGGUUCAGGAACUCUUCAAAUUAAAACCCAUUGAGAACUGUGAUUCUAACCUGACCAGUAUGUUCAGCCUGGUGGACUCAGAAAUCCUGAUUAAGGUCCACGUAAAUUUGUACAACUUCCUCACUUUGACAAGAUGGAAAGGUCCCAUCCAGGGACUCUACGAGUUUGGCAUUUUCAGCAUUUCUCUCCCCAUAAAUGAGAUGCCACAGACAUUUACAUAUCGGAGUACAGGAAAUCCAAUACAUUUCAAUGUGCCUUCAGUGCCUCAUCUACACAUUCAUAGUUUAAAUAUUUGUAUUAUCUAUAAAAAUAGUGACAUAAGCAUCAUAAACCAUGAAGACGGAUUUUGGAAUGAAAAUCGCAUUACAAUCAACAAUAAGACUAAGGAUCUAAACUGGACCUACAGUCCAGUGAUAAUGGGCAUUCCAUAUCAUGAUGAAGGUAUAACAUGGUUAAGCCAAUGGAAGAUAGGACAGUACCUGGAUAGAGAUGAUAGAGUCAGGAUUUCUGUCGCGUUGAUGCAUGGCUCACAGUUGGAGGAGUUCGGAGUCCAAAUUGUGUACGAGGUAAAUAGAGGCAAUGCUGGACAAAUAUAUCCUUAUCGGUCUCAACAUCUCAUUAAUGGAGUUGAUAUCUCUGCUUUCGAAGUGACCAGAGGCUCUUACUUUCUUUGUCAUCAUGAUCUCGAUACCUACCAAGAAAACUCAAAGAACGAUGGUUGGCGCACCAAUGGCUGGUUGGAUUUCUUAUUCAAGGAUUCAGAAGAAGAAACAAAUACAGAUGCUGCAACUUCUGGUUACAUGCUGAAAGGAAGAGAUGAUUAA
Lycium ferocissimum is the source of this 3684-nucleotide messenger RNA. Its product is annotated as disease resistance protein RPP2B-like. Gene Ontology annotation, molecular function: ADP binding. Gene Ontology annotation, biological process: defense response; signal transduction. Lineage: Eukaryota; Viridiplantae; Streptophyta; Magnoliopsida; Solanales; Solanaceae. The record is from RefSeq and is a predicted model, not a curated record. Bases 1 to 3684 code for a protein of 1227 amino acids. The transcript has 5 exons.